AUGGGUUCAAUACCGACCCAGCCAUUCGACACCAACCCGAUGUACAAUAGCACAAUAUUCGAAACAAACAACAUGAAUUUCGGUGAAACAUAUGAUAGUAAAAAAAAAAAAAAAAAAGAAAAAGCGGCCCAAGAGGGCCUAGCGGCAUUAACAAGUAAGGCAGGAAAAUUAAGAAAUAAAAAAAAUUUCAUUUACUCAGAUGAUGACGAUUCAGACAACAACUACGAACACAUUUUUACACACAUCAAUUCUAACCUGCACUUUUUGAGUGUGUCGAAUGAUCACAUAGAGAAGGAAAAAAAUCUGUACAUCCAAAACGAAAGGUAUAUCAACUCUAAGGAUGUUAUAUUUAGGAAAAUGAAAUUUAAAAAAACCAUGUUCCUCAAUUUGGACACAUAUAACUCUUGGAUAAUCAUUAAGAAAAGCAUAUUGGUAAAUGAAUACCUGAGCCGCUUGGCCAAAAAUGACUUGGUAGAUAUAAACGACGUUCUCUACGACGUUGUCAAUAUUCGCAGCAGAGUGCUGAACUGCUACACCAAGGUGUACAUAAACGAUUAUUUCCUACUUAUUAAUAAUAAGACAAAAGAAAUUUUGGGUGUCCAAAAGGUCCCAGUAGAACGCCCCUCCAUGGCUAGUGUCCACAAGGGUAGUACCCACACCGGGGGGGAAACUAAUCCGGACAAAACGGAACCCCUCUUUAGCAACUCUAUGGAGAAUUACGAAUCUAAGUACUACAACCUUGUGCUCAUAAAAAAAAUGAGCCUUAGCCAUCUCUUCGGAACCGCCACAGACAUCAAUAUCACCUUUGCCUUCCACAAUGUAUGCCUGACAAGUUACAAUAAAAUUAAUGACAACAGCUCCUAUAUGCUCAUCUAUAAUUAUAACCUAACCAAGGAGACUCAAAUUUUUUUAAUAAAGUCCAGUGGUCGAGGUGAACAAAUAAGAGGAACCGACUCGCACAAUAUUCAACAAGGAACUUGCCACGAAGACUAUAUAUAUUUCAAUAACUAUAUAACAAAAAACAUUGCGGAAAACUACCUCAGUUAUAGUCUGUACAUUAAGGAAUGCCUCCUCAUCAUCGACAUUUUGUAUGUCCUGAACAACAGCUAUGGGAACCUGAUUUACAUUAAGGAAUAUUACAAGUAUGACCACCAGACGUACUACUCCUACGUGUGUGACGUAUUGGAGAAGAGCAGGAGGGACCCAGAAUUGGGGCGGGACGCGAAAGGCGACUCCAGCUCCGUGUAUUCCUUCUCGUCGGACAGCGAUCAGGAUGAUAGCAAUGGAGAUGCCACAAAUGAUGAUGACGAGGAUGGUGAGGAGGAGUCCUCCGCGUCCGCCUCGUCCGACGCUUCCACCGCGUCUUCAGAGCAGGUCAGAGCCAAAGCCAACCUGACCACUGAAGAGAAGCAACUAUUCGGUGAGCUCAACAACGACCUAGUGUACCUGAUGCCCAAGUACAAGCUGGUGUUUCACCCGCUCGUGCUGAGCGAUCGAGAAAGCAACAGCAGCCAUUUGGAAAUCACCAAGGAAAUAUUAAAGCUCGGAAUUUUCCUAAGGCGCAUCCAGCGAUUCGUCGAAAUUAACAAAAGAGGACAAUCCUGUAAUUCCACCUUUGACAUGUUCUGCUGCUGUCUGUACAACAUCAGCAUGCACAUCCUAAACCACGUUAACAAAAUUGAAGAAAAUGUUAGAAACGUAUAUAAUUUUUCUAAAAUUUAUAUGAAGGACGGCAAUGGGGGGGCCUACUACCCCCCAGGGGGAAACAAAAACUGGGAAAAAAUCCCGGGGACUGAAACACAACAAACCCGAUUAAACGAACUACCCAUGUGUUUGUUUGACGCAUAUACCUUAUCGACAUGCACAGAUCCAGAGGAAAAAAAAAUUUUCUUCAGCAUCAACAAUUUGUUUCGUAAAAAUGUCCACGACUUUAACCUCUUCUUCAACAUUAACAUUGACAAGGCAGAAGAUAUUUCCUUGUACAAAAUAAAAAUCAUUGUCCUCCCACUUCUGCAGAUAGGAAAACUGCUGAACAAAAUCAUUAACAAAAUUAUUACCAAGAAACAAAUGAACAAUUCAAGGUACCUAAUUGAUUUGAUUUACAAGUUACAGGAAUACCUACACUCAGAUAGCAUCAACAAAACUGUUCUCAUGUAUCUUCUAAAAAAUAUUACCACCCCUUUGUUUGACUUUAUAAAAAAUUACAUUUUCUAUGGUAAGGUGAAGGACACACAUAGAGAAUUCUUCAUCCACGAAAAUAGGAACAUCACCCCUUAUUAUAAACAGACGAACAAAUUUUACUGCACCAAUAUAUUUAAGUACAUUUACAAAAGAUAUAUAGACAUGUCUACUAACUAUUGGGGAGCUAAGUAUGUUAUCCUGAACCGUAAGGUUCCCACUUUUUUGAAGAAUGUAUCUUAUCACAUUUUCAUCACGGGAAAGUACAUCGAUGUCCUUUCCGCGUGCUCCAAAUUGUUGACUCUUCAGAGUAGGCGUAGACAUCGCCUAUAUAUGGACGGGACGGAUUUCCACAAUGAUAGUGCGAUGCGUGGGUGGGGAGCACCAGAAGCGGACACCCUAUCCAUGUGCGCAGCAUCUAAAAGGAACAAUCACGCAAUGGACUGCGCCUCUCCCCAAGCUGAAACACACCAAAGAGGGGUACACAACCCGUGGGAACAGGAACAACAGGGAGAAGAGGAAGAAGAGGACGAACUGUAUAACAGCCACGCCAACCCGCUCCGUAACAAAAAGACGUGUCUCCUAAUAUACGAUGGAAACAACAAGACGUAUGAACACCUCAUACACAAUCAACACCUAUUUGCUUCCAAAAAAAUGUUCGAACUGUACAUAAAAAAAAUAGACAUAAAGGAAAAAAUAAAACAUCAUUAUUUUUUUUUCUUCCUACAAAUUAGUGACUAUUUAAAAUAUUUUUACAUCCUAGCACAUGAGCAUCUGGAAAAGCUUUACAAUAGCAAAAAGAACAGCAACGUGUUGAACAAGCUAAAAAAUUUCUUCGACAUAUCUUUGAGGUCAUCUGUACUCUACCAUCUGAAGUAUCGGCAUGACUACAACGUAGACGUGUCGGACAUUCUAAGUAUCAUCGAUAAUGUCAAUCUUAUUAUCGACUUGAGGAACUUCUACCUGAAUAUGAGCCAAGUCCAUGUUGGGGGAGAGCACCAGGAGGAUUCCCUAGACAAUGACCAAGCGAACGGUGGAACGGCGUUGCUUGAGUGGCAACAGGGGGAAAAUCAAAGUGGAGUAUACUACCAAAAGGGACACCUGAAGGAUGGAAAUUCCCCUACAGGAGGGGACCCCGCGCAAUCAGAGGACGACACGGACUUGGACAGUGACACAGAGAGCUCCUCGGAUGAGGACCCACAGCAAGGAGGAACAUCCCUCACCAUGAAAGAACAGAACAAUAGCAAGACAAAAAAGAAAACCAAAAAAAAGAUGCAAAAAAAAAAAAAAAAAAAUUAUGCUACUUUGGGAAAAAGGACUCAAAAUGGGCCCAAUCUUGAACAGCAGCAUCUCCUGGGAAAAAAAAAAAAAAUACUAGCCAAUCUGAAAAACAAUGUACUCAAUAACAUACACAAUAAUAUGCAAACUAACACAAACGUAGAAAUAUACAAAGGCUUGAUCCUGUCCUGUCACAACAUGUUUCCGUAUAAUUUGAUUUUCAACAACGUAACCAUUUUUAAGUACACAUUAAUAUUUCGUAUUUUAAAUUAUUGCAAAUAUAUUGAGCAUAAACUGACCGAAGUGUGGCUGAACCACAUGUUCGUAAAAAAUAUAUUUAUAAAUGAGGAAUGCAGAAAUAAUUUGAUGAUGUGCAUACAUACCAGGGAGUGCAUGACCCACUUCUUAAAGUGCUACACGUAUCACCUACAGAACGAUGUGAUCAAGUCAGAAUAUGCUCAAAUGAAUACCAAACUAAAAGGAACUCUCAUUUUUGACGACAUUAUACACAUCCACAAUGCCUACCUCAACAACAUCCUCAGGUAUUCAUUUAUAAUGAACCAAAAUAUUAUUAACUCCAUUUUGAAAUUAAUAUCGAUAUCGCACAUUUUCACUAGACAUAUUUUGAAAUUCAAUUUUAACAAAAAUGAGCAGCUGGAACGUGUGUCGUCUCGCGAAAAUGGCAAAGGCGAUCGCAGCGGGGUGAACCCUAAUGAAGGUCAUAAUGGACACCCAAGUGGAACCCAAAAAAAGAAAAAGAAAAAAAAUAAUUACCACAGAAAAUUUAUUCAAGAACUUCUUAGCGACCAGGCAUACAUCUCCAUGAUUCACAACACCAUUAAGCACUACGACAAGCACUUCAAAAAUUUUUUUCUCCACCUUACUGAUUAUGUUAGCAACAACAUCGAUGACUAUGCACACAACUUUUUAAUCAAGUUGGACUACAAUUUUUAUUACACCAACAAGUACAAAAUUAGCAACGCUCACGUGGCUGGUGAGACCAACGAGGAAGAGGAAGCAGGGUUCACUGCCACUUCCGCUGAAUAUCGCACCGGAGGAGGAGAAGAAGAUGAAGGUGUUGUUUCACAGGGCAAUUCGUUCGAACGGGGUAACUACACCCAGCAGGGAAGACAUUUCAGUGGGCGAGUCGGCGGUCCAGCAAGUGGGAUCCCCCCGAAUGGAAGCCCCUCGUCUAGCCCCAACCGACUGGCUUACAACCAGGAGUAUGUUCACUCAGUAGACCAUGCCGCCGUGGCGUAUGAUCACCCCUCAGACCACGCCCCCCUCUCGCACGAACAGGCUACCUACGCUGCGGGGUAUUCAACCAAUUAUGAGGCGAACCCUCCCCAGGCGCAUCCCCGCCAACGAUAUGUCCACCAAUCAAGAGGUACAACUCAUGGAGGCGACCAGGCGAACUACAACCGAAGCGGAAACGAACACAGCGUACACUAUGCAGACGUGCACAGCCCAGUGGCACACCGAAGGAACAAUUACCCUCAAACAUACCUAAACAAUGAACACAUGCUAAGCGAAAACAGGUUCGCCGCACAUCACCUGAGCAGUCAGAAUACCCCCUACGGAAUUAACCCGUAUGAGCAAGACCAGGGUGGCUAUGACAGCAAAAUGGGCAAGUGCACCAACAGUAGUGUCACCUACAGCAAGUUAAAGAAGUACGGCGCGCAUAACAAUGAGAACCUGCACAGCAUGGAUGCGCCACGCAUCAACGCGGCCAGCAUCAACGUCAGCGGAAUCGAUGUGAACAGCAUCGAUAUAAGUGGCAUCGACGUGAACUCCGUCGACCAAAACACGUAUAAAAGUAAAUACAUACCAAAGUAG
Molecule: messenger RNA, 5292 nt
Organism: Plasmodium fragile
Lineage: Eukaryota; Apicomplexa; Aconoidasida; Haemosporida; Plasmodiidae
Exons: 1
Coding region: 1-5292 (1763 amino acids)
Biological process (GO): meiotic cell cycle; cytoplasmic microtubule organization; microtubule nucleation
Cellular component (GO): centrosome; gamma-tubulin small complex; equatorial microtubule organizing center
Molecular function (GO): microtubule minus-end binding; gamma-tubulin binding
Source: RefSeq, a predicted model, not a curated record